This is a messenger RNA of Durusdinium trenchii, 879 nucleotides long. The record is from the annotation of a GenBank genome assembly. Lineage: Eukaryota; Dinophyceae; Suessiales; Symbiodiniaceae.
AUGGCCUCUUCACGUAUGCCAGGGUGCCGUGAAGGCUCUUCUGGACCUGAUGCUCGCACCUGCUCACGCAGCCUUCUUGCUGCGCAGUCUUGUUCUUUGGUUGACGGAGCAAAGAGCGCCCGAUCGCACGCAAGCCGGUACAAGUCUCCAACAGCACACCGUACUGUUUGCAUAGUACACAGCUGGGCAGCGCUGGCGUGGACCCGAAUGCCUGGCCGCACCUUCCUACAAAAGGUUCGGCUGGCGCAACUGCUGAAACUUACCAGCUGCGUACACUGCCCGCGGUUUGCUCAGGAUGCCCUGUGGAUAGAAAUGGUUGUGGAGCAUUUCAACAUUGCCUUGAACAUUUACGAUGCUUCAUUGGUCGCUCCUGUGCCCAACAACCCAGAGGCCACCCAAAACUUAUUCGUCAAAUCUGUUGACCGACCAAUGCUUUUAGACCUUGUCAAAGGCCUUCCCAAAGGCAUUGCUCGUCAGGUUUACCUCCGCAUGGCGAACGCCACGUCCAAACCUUUUCGCUUGCGGCCUCGAGCCCGCCUGAGCCUUGAAAUCCAUGAGCUAAGUGAUUGGAACAGGCUUCAGCAGCGGCUGAUUGCCUUGCGACAGGCAGAGUGUGUUGCUGGGGCCUUCGCCAGCAAUGCUUCGGCAGGGAGGCUGCGAGAAGCUGCUCGUGGUGUUGCCUUGGAACUUUUGGUGCUGGAGGCUUUGGUUGCUGGCGAAGGCAAGGUCGCACAGCCCAAGUUGCCACAAGACAUGGCCUGGGAUGCCGACACGGAGGCAUCUUAUGUUCAGAUCCUGGAGCGCCGCUCCAGCCAACGUCGGAUGUGGUUUCGAAAGCAGCGGGAAUUCCUCUUACAGGACCUGUACCCUGGUCAGUGA